Letharia lupina is the source of this 477-nucleotide messenger RNA. RefSeq lists its product as uncharacterized. Lineage: Eukaryota; Fungi; Ascomycota; Lecanoromycetes; Lecanorales; Parmeliaceae. The transcript is spliced from 2 exons. The record is from RefSeq and is a predicted model, not a curated record. The coding region runs from base 1 to 477 and encodes 158 amino acids.
AUGCCAAAGGCUAGAAAGCCAAAUGAGGAAAGCGACGACAAGAAGUACGAGAAUGCGAAGCCGGUCGCUAAAGAUGAGCAGGAGGACUUCUUCUGCGGCAAGAGCGAGAAGGCUAAGCGACAACGUCAGCGCAAGGAGAAGGACAUACUCGACAUCGAUAUUAAAUACCUCGAGCCUCAAAUUAGCCAAUAUAAAGGUGAUCGCGGCGGUAGAGCACGCGGCCGUGGUGAUCAAGAAGUUUUCAGAGGCAGGGAUACAGGUCGUGGUGAUGGGUUCAAAGACGGAACCGAUAGUGGCUUCCGUAGCGGAGGGGCAGAGACGAAUACGCUUUUUGAGCCAAAUCCAGCAACUGCUUCCCCAUUUGAAGACCCUAAAACCUCAAAUGGGACUAGUGGCUUUCCUAAAGAUUUGCUCAAUUCAACGGUUACGGUGUGCCCAAAACCUCGAAUGGGACUAGUGGCUUUCCUAAAGUUUUGA